Molecule: messenger RNA, 1598 nt
Organism: Sphaeroforma arctica JP610
Lineage: Eukaryota; Ichthyosporea; Ichthyophonida
Exons: 1
Coding region: 926-1576 (216 amino acids)
Source: RefSeq, a predicted model, not a curated record
GCUGUUGUCACGAGGUAACCUAAUUUUACUAAACGUCUCAUUUCGUUUAUUUAUAUCGAUAUUUACACGAUAUUUAAAAUUUACCUACGCGUUUAUUUAUUCGAAGGCAUUGGUAUCGCCUUUAUUAAACCGAAUCUUACAUAUACACCACGGCGGGUGGUCAAACACGUGUAAAGUCGGGAGCGUUACCAUCUUUUAAACCUGUUGUGGACAAUCUAUCAGAUGAACUUACAAAACCAACGCCGCAGCAACGUCGAGAUGUUUCCGCCAUCAGACAGAUAGUAGUGUCAUCUUCUUUUAGUUCAAUAUUUUCGUCCGGAAGAUCGACACUUUGGUCCGCUACCGUACGAAAUGCAGUGCUGAAUAGUGUCGCACCCAUUCUACAAACUCACAUGGAACAAAUACGCGACACUCCUACAGCUAUACCACAAGCUGUAUCUCUCACAAGUGCUGAGGUAUUCAUUGGGAGGCUGAGUAAAGAUGAUAGGCUAUGAAACACGUUUACCGGAGAGCCAUCAGUUGUUACUUUGCAAAGGCUGUUUAAAUAUUGGGAUGCUAUUGCACACUUGAACAAAAUGCGACACUAUAAUGUGCGUGUACGCACAAUGCUGGCAAGAGAACACUACUCUAACAAUGUCAGUGUAGAUGUUGACGAAGAGAUUACGCCACCCCCAAAUAUGUAGGACGCAGAUUUUACAUUCAGACCCAAAUGGGACAGACUGGACCUUUGUGAACAAUUUAUAUGCUGGAUAACACAACUUCGCUACAACCGUUAUACCCCUGCUGACACAUGUAUUCAAUUUGAUAUUUCACGCAUACAGCCAAGACCGUGUAUAUUACUAGAACAUAUGCAGUAGUGGAGAUUAUACGUAAAAGCCAGUCAAUACCAACAAACCGACAAAAUGCAAAGCACGUCCAGCAACACAUGUCUACAAAUAUGUGUCUUUUGACUGAGUGCAGUCCGUGGUUUUUGGACUGCACCGGAAAAAAAACUGAGGAUCCAUACAAUAUAGCACCUGCAAUCCAUACAUAUUUUCCAUGGAUAAGAUGGGUGCAACUAGCAAACAUUGUGGUUGCUAUAGUCACAGCUCCUAACCCUGGAUCCGCAACCGAUAAUUCCAUUGUAAAAAAUGAUUGGUUUGGAUAUAGGCUAUCGUGUGUAUGUUGUAGUGCUGUAUUUGUAUUCGACAAAGGAUUGACGGAUAAGCACAAGCUAGAAACAGACGGUGUGCACGUAAUUUGUCCCCGGAAGAAAGCCCGGGGACAAAUUGCUUUUGACGACGAAAGAAAACACGGCGACAAACAAAUAGUGGUAUAUCGCAUCCACAUAGAACGAAAUAACGAAGAACUACAAAACCAUUGCACAUGGGAUGGUGGAAGAUUAACUCUUUCGAAGGUAGAUUUGCAUGUACAAGAAUCGGAAUGUAUAAGAGGCGUGGUAAACUUAAAGCCUCCUAUACAUGACUGGUUCUUGCCAUUAAAUUACAGAAUAUCCCAACCAAAAAAGAGAAACAUACCACAAGGAGCCGAAACUGUAUCGCUGAAAAAGAAACGUGCUACACUGUCCAAGAUAUAAAAAUAAAAUAUCUUAUUCAAUA